This is a messenger RNA of Racocetra persica, 468 nucleotides long. The record is from the annotation of a GenBank genome assembly. NCBI's taxonomy places the organism in Eukaryota, Fungi, Glomeromycota, Glomeromycetes, Diversisporales, Gigasporaceae.
GUGGUGUUGAUAAAAGUAAAUUUAUUGGUGAAAUUACAUUCAAUCCUGUGAUUAACACAGUUGGAUUUUGGCAAAUAAACCUUGAUAGUGCAAUCUUUAAUGGCAAUCUGUCCUUUUCCGGAAAGACUGCAAUCAUUGACACUGGUACUACAACUCUUUUCAUGCCUUCAGAUGACGCUGCAGCAAUUAAUAACCAAAUUCCGGGAUCCGUAUUUGAUAAAGAAAAUAAAGUCUACAUAGUCCCAUGUGAUAGCACUUCCACACUUUAUCUUAGAUUCGGAGGUGUUGAUUAUACAAUUCCAUCUGAUGAUUUAAUUUUUGAACAAUCUUCUAGCAUUUGCAUAUCAGCUAUCAUUCCCAAUGAUCUUGAUAGCUUUCCUAAUAAUCUCUGGAUCGUCGGUCAACCAUUCUUAAAGAAUGUAUAUUCAGUAUAUGAUGUAAAAAACAGACAAGUUGGAUUUGCGCAUA